UUUAAGUAUUACACUCACUGAAAAUGAAAUAUUUUGUUUGGCUUUCCCAAAUCUUUUCUUUACAGGACGCUGAGGAUGGAGGAUCGAUAUGACAUUUACUCUGACAACAUGAAAAGACUGUCUAUCUCUGUAGUAAAUUCUGAUUUUGGAAAGGGGUAUGAUUCUCUGAAAAGUUCAAAACUUAACAAAGGCAUUCUGCCUUUUAAAAAUUACUUUGGAUUUGACGUGCUCAGAAAAGAUGUACAUACGAAUGUGUCAUAUUCUGGUUUUCAAGGACUCAUUAAUGAAGUGAAGAGUGAAAUGAAGCGGCACUGUAAGAAAGGUUGCAUAGCUAUGACAAUCAGCUCUCAUGGAAAGAUUGAAAUUAAGGAUGGGAGGAUGAACCAUCUCCUUUUAUGUAGCGAAUAUAAAUCAAAUGACAACGAAAAGACAUUAAGAUGGUUUCCCACAAAUUAUCUUGUGCAGGAGGUCAGGGAAUGUUUCAAUGGUCCACUGAUCAUUUUGAUUCAGGUAUAA
Messenger RNA from Ylistrum balloti, 516 nucleotides. RefSeq lists its product as uncharacterized. NCBI's taxonomy places the organism in Eukaryota, Metazoa, Mollusca, Bivalvia, Pectinida, Pectinidae. The transcript is spliced from 2 exons. The record is from RefSeq and is a predicted model, not a curated record. Bases 76 to 516 code for a protein of 146 amino acids.